This is a messenger RNA of Drosophila serrata, 5022 nucleotides long. It is a transcript of the gene syd, whose product is annotated as JNK-interacting protein syd. Gene Ontology annotation, molecular function: signaling receptor complex adaptor activity; JUN kinase binding; kinesin binding. Gene Ontology annotation, biological process: vesicle-mediated transport. NCBI's taxonomy places the organism in Eukaryota, Metazoa, Arthropoda, Insecta, Diptera, Drosophilidae. Gene Ontology annotation, cellular component: cytoplasm. The record is from RefSeq and is a predicted model, not a curated record.
CCAACCAUCGAUAGUCUCAAUAGUUGCCCCGAUGUUUUGUCAGCAAGUUCCAACAUUUAUUGCAAAAUGCUGUGAAAAUCCAUAUUUAUAUUACUUUAAAUGCUCAAUUGUGUGCAACGGAUGGCCGCGGGGGCGUGUGCAGUGAAAUCCGCGCGAAACGAUACCGAAAAUGCGUCGAAAAACAAGUGCGAAAAACGAUGAAAUCUAGUCAACCAAAGUUUGUGAAUGGACGGGGAAGAAGAGCUGAGACGAGGCUAGGCAGCAACAACAAAACGAAAAACGCAAAUAAAAGUGACACGCAGGAACAGAAAAAUGCAAUUUAUUUAAAUAUAUGUACUAGAAAUAAGUGAUAUUUAAAUACGACGGUGACACAAACAAGUGAGAAGGUGUGGGACGAAAGUCUAUAUUGCUCUCUCUCUCUCUCACACUCCGUCGCUUUGGUGUUAUUGUUGUUGUUGUUUUGGGGUUGAAAAGGCAUCGCCUGCAUAACUGUUAACGCGUGACGUACAAACCCAAACAGCAGUCAAGUGCACCUCCACCACCCCUCCCUACCCAUCACCCCAACCCCAGUGAGCAUAAGGAAACCCAUUUUAAACCGAGGUUCCACAAAUAUAUACAUAAUUCAUCAUGAUGGACAACGACGAUACCCUGCUCAACAAUGGCGGGCCACAGUCCGGAGCGGAGACCGUUUACGGAACGGAGGACAACAACAUGGUCAUGUCUGAGAAGAAUGAAGAGGUUGUCAGCAUCGUCCAACAACUGGCGGGGAGCAUUUAUCAGGAGUUCGAGCGUAUGAUCAAUCGGUAUGACGAGGAUGUGGUGAAGAACCUGAUGCCAUUGCUGGUGAACGUGCUGGAGUGCCUGGAUGCCUCGUAUCGUAUCAAUCAGGAGCAGGAUGUGGAAGUGGAGCUGCUGCGAGAGGAUAACGAGCAGCUGGUGACACAAUAUGAGCGGGAAAAGAGUGCCCGCAAACAGUCCGAACAGAAGCUAUUGGAGGCUGAGGACCUGGCUGAGCAGGAGAACAAGGAGCUCGCCACGCGCCUGGAAUCGGUGGAGAGCAUUGUCCGAAUGCUAGAACUGAAGCACAAGAAUAGCCUAGAGCAUGCCAGUCGGCUGGAAGAGCGGGAGGCGGAUCUCAAGAAGGAGUACAACAAGCUGCACGAACGGUAUACGGAGCUGUUUAAAAACCAUGUGGACUACAUGGAACGCACCAAAAUGCUAAUGGGCUCGACGCACUCCCAAAUGAGUACCGCCUCCGACCGCAUGGAGGUGAGUCGAGCCAGACUCAAUCCCGUGGCUCGCAGCUCGGGACCCGUUUCCUACGGCUUUGCCUCGCUGGAGAAUUCGGUGAUGCUGGACACAGAGAUUUGCAGCGUGGGCAGCCAGUCGGAUGACUCGGGGCCACCGUCGUUGCAGAAUGAGCUCGAUAGCCUAGCCGCUGGAACGGUGGAACGCGGCGCUGCCACUGAUGCCCUGCAGCAGCAGCAUCAGGGCACCUCGCCCCAAAGCCCCGACAGCAGCCCAAUUGUGCCAAAUGUGCCCGCAAAUGGUAUUGGUCGUUCGACCACCAAAAAGGAGCAGCGCUCGGAUAACAAUCUUUACCAAGAGCUGUCCUUCCAGGACAACGAGGAAAGUGAAGAGAAUGAGAUUGUCACAGGCAGCUGGGUACAUCCCGGAGAGUAUGCAUCCUCAGCUAACGACAACUAUUUUGGCAUGGGCAAGGAGGUUGAAAAUCUCAUCAUGGAGAACAAUGAGCUGCUGGCCACCAAAAAUGCACUCAAUAUUGUCAAGGACGAUUUGAUUGUAAAAGUGGAUGAACUCACCGGAGAGGUGGAAAUUGUCCGGGAGGAGCUCAAUGCUAUGCAACAGUCAAGGACAAAGUUAAGGCAGCGCAUCAGCGAGUUGGAAGAUGAGCUAAAGAAGGCCAAGGAGCAGGUCAAGCAGCAGAACACUGAGCAGGAGGAAAACGAUGUACCGCUGGCCCAGCGCAAGAGAUUCACCCGAGUGGAGAUGGCCAUGGUUCUGAUGGAGCGCAACCAGUACAAGGAACGACUCAUGGAGUUGCAGGAGGCAGUUCGUCUCACGGAAAUACUCCGCGCCUCGCGCACUGUGGAUAAUUUGGACAAGAAGUCGAAGCAGAGCAUUUGGAAGUACUUUAGUAAUCUUUUUACCCCCUCCAACCGCCCAACGGAACGCGUUGCGGACGGUCUCGGAGGGGGGCCGAUGUUUCGUCACACCGGCGGAGGAAGCCCUGCCCACAGCCACGGAUCACCUAGCCGAGGAAGUGGAAGUGGCGAAAAUCGCCUGGCCCUAACCAGCGGCCAGCCGCCGGUGCAUCCAGCCAGCGCCGGUCGCAAUGCCCUCGUUAUGCCAAAGGACUAUGCCGAGGAAGGCAGCUCGGAGCGGAUAAGUGCGAGAAGAAGGGAACAGUACCGUCAGCUGCGCGCCCACGCAAAAGAGGACGGUCGCCUGCACGCCUACGGCUGGAGUUUGCCUAUCAACAAGGCCAGCCAGGAGGCGAAUCCGAGCCGGCAUUCUGGAGGUGUCCGUCCCGUCUACUGUAAUCCAUUGGCGGAAGCCUCGCCCCAUAUGAAGGUGUUCUGUGCGGCAGGCGUGAAUCUCCACGGCGGUUUCACCAAGGACGGCCAGUCGCUAAUACGCAACUCACCAUAUGCCCCCAAGUCGACGCUCAAGAUCACCGAGAUCACCAGUCCCACGGCCGAGCAGAGCGUGGAGGCUCUGGACAGACAGAUGGCCCGGGCCAGUCUAGAGACUCUGGAGCCGGAGACGCAGCUCAGCUCGUUUGUGUGGAUAUGCACGAGCACGCAUGCGGCCAGUACGGUCAGUGUGGUGGAUGCCAAUCAGUCGGCCACCGUUCUAGAUGCCUUUCCCAUCUGCUCCUCGCAUCUGCUCUGCAUUGCCUCCGUCCAGGGAGCAAUGGAGAGCGACUAUGCGCUGCUGGAGCAGUCGGAGGUGGUCAAGGCGGGUGAGAUGCUGCAGCGUCCCGGCGAGGGUGCGGAGUUGCUCGGCAAAGUGGAGUUUGUGCGAGUCAAACCGAAGUCUGAAGACGAACAGAACAGCAAUGCCAAGCAGCAGCAGGAGGAUGAAGAGGCCAAGGAGGCUACGGAAAAGUCCAACGAGCAGUUGCCUGCGGUGAGUGCCGAGGAGCCGCUGGGCAAUGUGGAGGCCAUCAAGAUUCGUCAGGCAUUGCCAGGCGCUCCUCAGCGACUCGCGAACGCCGAUGGCAGCCAUCCAGCGAACAAUAAUAACCACAGCAGCAGCAACAGCAGUGUUCUCUUCGCCACUAAAUCGCUGAAUCCCAUCCUUGGCACCAAGGAACGCGACGAGCCGUCUAUGAGUUCGGUGGGUCCCACAAUGUGGCUGGGCGCAGACGGCUGGCUGUACGUGCACAGCAGCGUGGGAAGGUGGCACGAGUGCUUGCACCGGGUUCUCCUGCCGGACGCUGUUCUAGCAAUUGUGCAUGUGGAGGCGAGGGUUGUUGUGGCGCUAGCCAAUGCCCAGCUGGCCGUGUUCCGCCGCCAGACAGACGGCCAAUGGGAUCUGAAUAGCUAUCACCUGGUGACGCUCGGUGAUCGCAACCAUUCGAUACGUUGCCUCUGUGUGGCCGGCGAGCGCAUUUGGGCGGCGCACCGCAACAAGAUCUUCAUCGUUGACCCCGUAUCGCUCAACAUUGUGCACUCGCUGGACGCUCAUCCGCGCAAGGAGAGCCAAGUGCGUCAAAUGGCUGCCACCGGAGCAGGUGUAUGGGUCUCCAUCAGACUGGACUCCACUCUGCGGCUGUAUAACACGCACACGUUCGAGCACAAGCAGGACGUGGAUAUUGAGCCCUAUGUAUCUAAGAUGCUCGGCACCGGGAAGCUGGGCUUCAGCUUCGUCCGCAUCACCGCUAUGGUGUCCUGCAACAGGCUGUGGAUCGGCACCAGCAAUGGCGUCAUCAUUUCGGUGCCGCUGGCCGAGGUGCAGCAAAAGACGUCAUCUGAUCCCAAUGGCCAGAUGCCGCUAUGCUGCAUGGCCAACGCUCAACUCUCCUUCCACGGCCACCGGGACGCGGUCAAGUUCUUUGUGUCUGUGCCGAUGCUGCAGCAACCGAGCAUGAACGGCGGCCUGACCUUCAGCAACAAGCGGCCCGAUAUGCUGGUCAUGUGCGGCGGCGAGGGCUACAUUGAUUUUCGCAUAAAUGAUAACGACAUGGAGAACAGUAUUCAACUGGAACCAAAUCAAACGAUCGAAAAUCGAGGCGAUAAGAGUUACUUGAUUGUGUGGCAUGUUAGUCAACGUUAAAAUCCAUUCUUUGGUUUAAGUGCAAAUUCAUAUAUACAUAUUUAUAACAGUUGUAUGAAUUCGUAUAUAUUCAAAGCGUAUAACCUUAUAGAAACACACCCUUGCAGGCUAGCAAAUGAAUUACCUUAAACUUUAGUAUAUUUACCUUAACAACUACCUUAAAAACUACCUACAUGAUGACAAAUAAUGGGUUCUAUUAACGUAAUUUAGUUAAAAAACAGAACUUUCUGGCCGCGUGUUUCGUAUAUUGCUUCAAUUAAACCAAAAAAAAAAGAAAAGGGAAAAGAAAGAGCAAAGUUAUUUUUAUCAGUGAUAGCCGGCUAAAAAUAUUACAUCAAUUGUGUACUAAGAUUUAAAUUUGUAAAUUUUAUGCGCGCUCUGCUGGCAGCAAGUUAUGUAUUUUGCAUAGACACAAAACACCACAUAUACAUAUAUACAAUAUAAAAUAUAAAUAUCUAAUUACGAUUAUAGAAAAGUGCGCCUUUUCAAUGGAACUUCUGCGUGAUUCUUUGUCCAAAUAUGUAGUAGAAUCUUAAUUUUCUUGCAAAAAUUAUCUAUUAUUUUUUUGUAAAGCGCGACCAUGAACAGUUUAUGUUUAGUUAUAUUCUGUUAAAUAAUUUUAAACCUUAGUUGACAAAUUUACAUGCCCUAACUUUGAUUGUUAUUAAUUUGUUUGUAAGAUUAUGUUUAGAAAUAAAACGGAAACUGACCAAAAAAUCA